AUGCAGCACGGACGGUCUAUCAUUGCCCUCUCCGUCGCCCUCUUCACCUCCUUGCGUCGUCGGCCGUGGGACACGGUCCUGUCGCUUCACCACGUAGUUGCCCCCUCCCCCCUCUCCGCACGUGUGAGCGAAACCCUCCCUUCCCUCUCGGCGCUGGGCGUCGAUAAGGAUUCUGGAUGCGCGGGGAAGGACGUGGCCAUCGUCAAUGGUCGAGAUCGAUACUCCCCGAGAAGCACCGUGACCGAUUCGGGGCUCGCGAGGAACUGGAUCAACACGCCCGGACCAGAUGCCAGACCAUUAUUGGCGGGCAUAGAGCAAGUAGCACCCACAGUGCGAACCCGAGAUAAGAUUAUUCAGCGUCGACCGACUGGCUGCUUGCUGGGCCACGAGCCUGGUAUACUUCCGGAAAUGCUCCUACCGAUGGUCGGGGCCCGCGCACGGUCACUUCCAUGCGGCUCCGGGGACUCCCCCCCCCCGCUCUGGUUCUUUUUUUGGGGCCGCUUUUCACGAAGUGGGACGCUUCCCGAAGAGCGCGAUUAUGGAUCGAGAGGGUUGGUGGCAAGUCCCGGGCACCCUGGAAAUCGCCCCGGCCACGAUCGUAAGAGGAUCUGA
Molecule: messenger RNA, 612 nt
Organism: Penicillium macrosclerotiorum
Lineage: Eukaryota; Fungi; Ascomycota; Eurotiomycetes; Eurotiales; Aspergillaceae
Exons: 1
Coding region: 1-612 (203 amino acids)
Source: RefSeq, a predicted model, not a curated record